AUGCCCGAGUGUCAGAUCAAUCUGCUCCAGUACCUGCGCUCAAAGACCCAGGUCGAUGUCGAUAGCUUUGAUGUUGAUGUGUCGACAGAAGUUCCAGGAUGUGUUGAUGCAACAUCCAAUCAAGCAGAGAUCUACUGUGAGAUGAUCAAGCCGCGCCACGAGAGUCUGGUAAAAGAAGUCCUUGCUUUCAGUGCCAAAGUGAAGUCUGGAUUCCCAACUCUGAGACUGGAGGAGCUGGCAUUUGAAGUCAUGGCAAUUCGGCUAGCUUUCUUUAUUAUUCCCAAUAUCACUGGUGCUGUGCAUGUGAUGGCAAAUCCGUGCUACUCAUACCACAAGGAGAGGAUUGUUGAGACUGGAAAACGGUUACAUAAAAUCUGUAAUCUCCUAGAUCCGACUUUCGACACCAAUCGGUUGGUUAUGAAGGUGGUCGCCACAUGGGAAGGUCUCCAGGCAUGUCGAGAAUUGAAACUUUGUGGGAUAAAGACUCUAGCAACUGCGGUGUUUACAAUGGAACAAGCAGUCUUGGCCGGUGAGGCCGGUUGUGUUUCCAUCUCACCUUUUGUUCACGAGCUUAAAGUGUUUUUCGAUGAGAAAUACUCGGACGAAAUUCCUCUGCUUAGUCUGUGCGUCCAGGCACAGCAGUUCUACAAGAAGCAGUCCAUGAGCACAACAGUCAAAGCAUGCGCCACAAUCUCGCUUGACGAGCUUCUACAGUUGGCUGGUGUGGACGCAUUGACUAUCAUGACUGACGACCUACAUAACCUCCAAAAGGGCACUGGUUGCAAACGUUUGACUGAGAGUCAAUCUCUGUUUGAUGAUAAUUCUGUCACUGACAGUAGCAACUAUCCUUCAUAUCUGGAUGACGAAAGCACCUAUCGUCUUGGAUAUUCUCGAAGUGGCCAAGGUGCGGGCCAGUACAAAUUGAUGCAGGUUCUAGCAAUCUUUUCAGACUUCCAAUUGAAGGGAGAGGAAUUUAUGAAAGCCCACUAG
Molecule: messenger RNA, 990 nt
Organism: Penicillium concentricum
Lineage: Eukaryota; Fungi; Ascomycota; Eurotiomycetes; Eurotiales; Aspergillaceae
Product: Aldolase-type TIM barrel
Exons: 7
Coding region: 1-990 (329 amino acids)
Biological process (GO): carbohydrate metabolic process; pentose-phosphate shunt, non-oxidative branch
Cellular component (GO): intracellular anatomical structure
Molecular function (GO): transaldolase activity
Source: RefSeq, a predicted model, not a curated record